Messenger RNA from Ornithodoros turicata, 1190 nucleotides. RefSeq names its product glyoxylate reductase/hydroxypyruvate reductase-like. Lineage: Eukaryota; Metazoa; Arthropoda; Arachnida; Ixodida; Argasidae. The coding region runs from base 138 to 1118 and encodes 326 amino acids. The record is from RefSeq and is a predicted model, not a curated record. Gene Ontology annotation, cellular component: cytosol. Gene Ontology annotation, molecular function: hydroxypyruvate reductase (NADH) activity; hydroxypyruvate reductase [NAD(P)H] activity; NAD binding. The transcript has 9 exons.
GCUCUUUGCGCGAGUGGAUCGUCAGUUCGUUCGAGGACUAUUUCAGUUCAGCCAGUUCAGCGGCAGACAGCGGUCGGUGUGCCUUGGAGCUCAAGCUACCUUUGUGACUUCCAGGCAUCUACAGGCGCUCAGCCACCAUGUCUAACCGACCGACGAUCUACCUCACCCGCCCAGACAUCCCCCAUGAAGCCUUGGAGAAGCUGAAGGCAGCUUGCGACGUGACAGUCUACCCCCAUGAGCACCCAGUUGACCGUGACUCCCUACUCAAGGGUGUCGUAGGAAAAGAUGGUCUUCUCUGCAUGCUUACGGACAAGGUAGACAAGGAUGUCAUUUCAGCAGGGGACAAACUCAAGAUCAUUGCCACAAUGUCUGUUGGCUUCGAGCAUAUCGACAUUGAAGAGUGCAAGAAGAGGAACAUCGUGGUGACCAACACUCCAGAUGUGUCGUCAGACUCCGUAGCAGAGCUGACAACUUCCCUUGCGUUGGCAGCGGGCCGGAGAAUUGUAGACUGCGCAGAAGCUAUCAAGCAGGGCGAGUGGGUGUAUUCCUGGAGCCCACAAUGGCUGCUUGGACAGGGCCUGCACAACUCUACCGUUGGCUUCGUCGGAAUGGGCCGGAUCGCUCAAUCGGUGCUCCGCAGGUGCAUUGGACUGCAGAUCAAGAGAGCUCUCUACUUUGACAAGUUUCACCCCAUCAAGCCAGCUGAAGAAAUGGGUGCUGUCUACAUGCCUCUCAAUGAUGUAGUAGGCCAGGCAGACUUUAUCAUCUGCCUGGUCAACCUGUGCGACGAGACCCGAGAAAUGUUCAACAAGACCCUGUUUACGAAGAUGAAGAAGACAGCAGUCUUCAUCAACACCAGUCGUGGCGGAGUGGUGAAUCAAGAGGACUUGUACAACGCCCUGAAAAACGGCAUUAUUCGGGCGGCAGCCAUUGAUGUCUCCCUUCCAGAGCCUUUGCCCAAGGAUCACAAACUCCUCACCCUAAGAAAUCUAAUCGUCACACCUCACAUUGGCAGCUCUGAGAUUAGCGUGAGGAUCGCUAUGGGCCACUUGGCUGUGGACAACGUGAUCAAUGUCACUACGGGCAAGCCACCCCGCAGCAAGGCUGUCAACAUGUGAAUAUGCUCCUUCGGAAGGAUCUGAGAAAAUUCACUGUUAAAAUUCACUCAUUAAAAUAUGUGCGUAUUGUUU